Penicillium samsonianum is the source of this 330-nucleotide messenger RNA. RefSeq lists its product as uncharacterized. Lineage: Eukaryota; Fungi; Ascomycota; Eurotiomycetes; Eurotiales; Aspergillaceae. The coding region runs from base 1 to 330 and encodes 109 amino acids. Gene Ontology annotation, biological process: secondary metabolic process. The transcript has a single exon. The record is from RefSeq and is a predicted model, not a curated record. Gene Ontology annotation, molecular function: CoA-ligase activity.
AUGGCCACGAGAAGGAGCAUGAUCAAAUACAAGGGUCUCCAAGUCGCACCAGCAGAGUUGGAAAGUCUUUUGCUGUCGCAUUCGUUGAUUCAGGAUGUAGCUGUCAUUGGAGUACCGGAUGCCAACAUGGCACGAAAUAAGCUUCCCUGUGCGUAUGUGGAUGCUGAUAAGAGCAGAAUUGCAGAAGAGGCCAUCAAAAGCAUCGUGAAAGUUAACCUCGCGUCGCAUAAGCAGUUGAGGGGUGGUAUCAUCUUCGUGCCUCAGAUUCCCAAAAGUGCGACAGGCAAAUCCUUCGGAAGAAAUUGGGGCGAGCGGCUGCAAUGGAAGUGA